Molecule: messenger RNA, 1916 nt
Organism: Quercus lobata
Lineage: Eukaryota; Viridiplantae; Streptophyta; Magnoliopsida; Fagales; Fagaceae
Exons: 3
Coding region: 406-1614 (402 amino acids)
Source: RefSeq, a predicted model, not a curated record
UAUGAGUUGGGUCCGUUAUCAAUCAUCUCCAUUAAUCACCAUCAAUAUAGAUUUAAGGUUACAUAGGUUUGUCCAAAACGCAACUAAAGCGGAAGAUACCGUAUUGGAUAUUGAUGUUCCAUUUACAAGUUCAUGUAGGAUACAAUUACUUCUUUGGUAACUAUGUCAAAUGUUUUAUGUGAGAGACAAUUACGUGAUAAUACCAAACUGCAAUUGGGUUUUUAACUUGCUGGAAAUUUUGAUUAUCUAAAAAUUAAAAAUAAAUAAAUAAAAGAGAGCACACACACACACACAACAAAAACCAUUCUGUGUAAAGAAGUUGUGGUCAUGAGCACAGCAAGAACAGGCUUUGUCCCAUUCGUUUUCAACCUUCACUCCCAGUUUCAAGCUAGAUAGAAAAUAAAAAUGAGGUUCAAGGAGGGGAAUUUGGUGGAGGUGUUAAAGAAAGAAAAAGAUCCUUGUGGCUGCUGGUUUCCCGGCAUAGUAGCUUCAGCAGAUGGCAAUAACUGCAUUGUUAGGUACAAGGGAGUAAUAAACAACAAAGGAGAGCCAGUUGUGGAGAGAGUGCAUGGGGAGGAUGUUAGGCCUUGGCCUCCAAUUGAGAAGGGGGAAGGAUGGAAGGUUGGUGAUAUAGCAGAGGUGUUUGAUAUUCAAUGUUGGAGGGUUGCAAAGAUUGUCAAGGUACUGAAGAAUGUUCAUUUUGUUGUGAGGUUGUUUGGGUCCAUUCAGCUGAGAGAGUUUCACAAAUCUAAUCUAAGGAUUCGACAAGCUUGGCAUAACAAUAAGUGGUCAGUGGUUGGGAAGUUUACAGAAAAUAAACAGACUGGGAACAAUCACACGCAAGAUUAUUCAGAACAACCUGGAAGCUUGAUUUGUAGGGCUCCACCACAAGCUAUUCAUCAAGGAAUUCAUUUAAGAGUAGCAGAUGCAAAGAAACAUCUUAAAGACAAGCAUAACCAUAAUGAAAUGUGUCUCCCUGCAAGAACCUCAAAGAGAAGUUAUAUCCAUUGUUAUGAACCACCAUCCUCUGAGGACCCAAGGGUAAGAAGCUGCAAGAAAAGAAAAUCAAGCACAAGUGCCAGAAGAUGUGACCAGCCCCUUAUGAGAAAUCAUUGCUUCUUUAUGCAGGUAGAUGAUCCUUCUCCAAAAGUACGGGUGGAUGAGAAAUCCAGGAAUAAAUCUAUUGAGAUGGAUGCCAAAAUGAAAAAAGAAACAAACAAUUGGAUACAUAAUACUAGCAUACUGCCUUUGUUUAGUGAGGGUAGCGACCAAUGCUCUAUUGCUAGCUGUAGUUUGAAUGCUUACGAUGACUAUCCUGGUGAAAAUUCAGGAGACCAUGUGGAAAUUAUUCUCGACAACUCUGAUGCUGAGUCAUCAUUUCCACCUUUGGUCAGCAAAAGAAACUCACCCCCAUCUCCUAGACACAAACUGGAAGUUGAUGUCCAUAAAUUAGAGCUUCAAGCUUAUAACUCAACCGUGCAGGCACUGUAUGCUUCAGGUCCCCUUAGCUGGGAGCAAGAGUCCCUCUUAACAAAUCUUCGCCUCUCACUUCACAUUUCAAAUGAAGAACAUUUACUCCAGCUUCGGCACCUUUUAUCCACUCAAGUUGGUUAACAAUUGCCAUUAUCAGUCAUUUGUCCUGCUAUGAGCUGAAACUCAAUGGCCAUAGAAUUGGUAACAGACAAUCCAGCCAAUUCUCAAAUAACUUCACGAGUAUUUUAGGUGAGCUUUUCCAUUGUAAAUCUGUGUAGCUUUUUAGCUUUUCGAGAGGAAUUGACUUUUGGUUUUAGAAACUGCCCCUAGACAUAAAUCCAGUUCUUAUAGUUGUAAAGUUAACAAUUUUUCUCUCCUUUCUGUAUAUUAGGCUGUAAUACGUUUCCAAUUGAUAUUCUUCAAGCUUUACUUGAUUACGUCUU